Messenger RNA from Cucurbita maxima (winter squash), 1265 nucleotides. Its product is annotated as putative uridine kinase C227.14. Gene Ontology annotation, molecular function: ATP binding; kinase activity. The transcript has 12 exons. Gene Ontology annotation, cellular component: cytoplasm. The record is from RefSeq and is a predicted model, not a curated record. The coding region runs from base 118 to 1050 and encodes 310 amino acids. Lineage: Eukaryota; Viridiplantae; Streptophyta; Magnoliopsida; Cucurbitales; Cucurbitaceae.
UCCGCGACAGGCCGUGAAUUCUAAUCUCUCUCGGACUAACAAGUUCCCAUGAAGUUUUUGAUUUCGAUUUGAACAUUUUCAUGCACUUGGCAUUCUCCUCUUCUUCCUAAUCCCGCCAUGGAAGCUUCCCUUUCUCCAGCUGCUUCGGAAGGAAUAAAUUUAUCGGCAGAAUUUGUGUGUUUCAGAAAGGAAAAACUUGUACCAAGAGCUCACAACUUUCUGUCAUUCAACUCAGCCUAUAAAUAUCGACCACUGCUCUUAGGUCAGACAAAGGAUUUCUGUAGGAAGAAUAAGUGUGCGACGUUUACGUGCAGUCAGAGGAGAGAAUUUUCUGUUGUCGUGGGCAGGUGUAUAGAUGACAUAUAUGAUGAUUUAGCUAAACGUCUUCUUCCAACAGCAGCAGCAGCAGCUUCAGAUCCUGAUCUUAAAUAUAUUAUAGGUUUGGCUGGUCCUCCUGGUGCUGGGAAAACAACUGUAGCAUCUGAAGUGGUGCGGCGAUUAAAUAAAUUAUGGCCUCAGAAAGAUUCUUCAAUGGAUUCUCAAGUAAAGCCUGCUGAUGUUGCUGCAGUUCUCCCUAUGGAUGGUUUCCAUCUUUAUCGUUCUGAGCUUGAUGCAAUGGAGAAUCCAGAAGAAGCGCAUGCAAGACGGGGAGCUCCUUGGACAUUCAAUCCUCAGCAGCUACUCGCAUGCCUCAAGACACUAAGAAGUCAGGGAUCAGUAUAUGCACCAUCAUUCGAUCAUGGUGUCGGUGAUCCAGUUGAGGAUGAUAUCUUCGUGAGCCAUCAGCAUAAAGUCGUUAUAGUAGAAGGAAAUUAUUUACUACUGGACGAUGGGGUUUGGAAAGAGAUCUCAUCAAUAUUCGAUGAAAAAUGGUUCAUAGAGAUAGAUAUCGACAAAUCAAUGGAACGAGUUCUCAAAAGACAUAUUUCGACGGGAAAAGCUCCGGACGUUGCAAAAUGGCGUAUAGAGUACAAUGACCGACCCAAUGCUGAGCUCAUAAUGAAGUCUAAGAAGAAUGCAGAUUUAGUAAUUAGCUCGGUCGAUUUCUGAAUGCAGGAUGGAAUAUUUCCUUUUCUUCUCUUUGUCCUGUCUCAUUAUCAAGUAGUUGAAAUAAAUUGGAAGCCCUGGGGAAUCAUGUUCUUGUUGAUUAAGCAGCUGUGGUUUGAAGCUUCUGAAUUAUAUGGUAUUAGUAUGAUGGGUUUAACUUUUAGAAUAAUUCUUCAACAAUGUCUUGGAUAUCAGUGAAAUUCUUAUAUUGCCAUCAA